AUGAGUUUUCGUGGCCGUGGAGGAGGCGGUGGUGGACGUGGUGGGGCACGUGGUGGUGGAGGUAGAGGAGGAGGAGGUGGUUUCCGCGGCGGCAGAGGUGGCGGUGGAGGACGUGGAGGCUUCAACAACAGAAAUUUUGACGAUGGCCCGAAAAAUAUCAUACCUCUUGGUUACUACGACUAUCCAUGCCAAGAUGAGCUGAUCGCUAAGGUGGAAGUAGAGAAUGUACCGUUCUUCAAUGCACCAAUCUACAUGGAGGGAGAAAAGCAAAUAGGCAAAGUGGACGAAAUUUUCGGCAAUUUAAAAGACUUUUAUGUGUCGAUCAAGUUGAAUGAGAACAUGAAACCCGACGGUUUCAAUUCGAAGCAGAAGCUGUUCAUCGAUUCAGCCAAGCUCUUACCGCUGACACGGUUUUUGCCUGGAAAUCAAAACCGUAGACCGGCCGGAAGGGUGGGAAAACCAGGAGGUGGACGUGGUGGACCUGGAGGACGUGGAGGACGUGGUGGUGGUUUCCGUGGUAGAGGUGGUCCUGGUGGUGGCGGUGGAGGCGGCGGAGGAGGUGGUUUCCGCGGCAAUCGGGGAGGUGGGUUUGGCCGGGGUGGAGGUGGUGGCGGAUUCCGUGGAAGUCGUGGUGGCGGUGGUGGUGGUGGAGGCAACCGUUGGUAA
Molecule: messenger RNA, 666 nt
Organism: Anopheles nili
Lineage: Eukaryota; Metazoa; Arthropoda; Insecta; Diptera; Culicidae
Product: probable H/ACA ribonucleoprotein complex subunit 1
Exons: 1
Coding region: 1-666 (221 amino acids)
Biological process (GO): ribosome biogenesis; snoRNA guided rRNA pseudouridine synthesis
Cellular component (GO): box H/ACA snoRNP complex
Molecular function (GO): box H/ACA snoRNA binding
Source: RefSeq, a predicted model, not a curated record